Molecule: messenger RNA, 1842 nt
Organism: Aspergillus pseudonomiae
Lineage: Eukaryota; Fungi; Ascomycota; Eurotiomycetes; Eurotiales; Aspergillaceae
Product: epoxide hydrolase
Exons: 4
Coding region: 359-1594 (411 amino acids)
Biological process (GO): epoxide metabolic process
Molecular function (GO): epoxide hydrolase activity
Source: RefSeq, a predicted model, not a curated record
AAUAGCGGCUGCAUGGCGCAUCUUUAUUGACAUGGGUACUGCGACGUAUUUUAUGGUGAUACGGAAAUAUAUUUAUAGAACAUCAAGCCCUCACUGAGCGUAUGUCGAUGUCUACGGAGUUAUCGGAUUAUGCACUUCGAAAGGAAGCAGUACAACAGGGAAAUAUAAUAUUGGCAUAACCCUAAAAUUGACCAUCACCCCAAAUGCUCCAACAUCCAUUACCCCAUGAUGCUUCACAUGGACCGAGGUUAUGAUACUACAGUCUGUGUACGCCCAUUACAUGACAUCUUCGACCGACCGACAUGAACGCCAUCUCAACUCUCAACCACAAAGUGAUUGCAGACUCCGUUAGAACACAAUGGCUAGACCCUUCGAAAUCUCCGUUCCAGAUGCUCAGCUGAAUCAUCUCCAGCAAAAGUUAACAACGGCAAGUUUGCCGGAUGAACUGGACGAUGCGGAGUGGGACAUGGGUGUGCCUCUGGAUGAGAUGAGAAGGCUGGUAACUUACUGGCGCGAUGGUUUCAACUGGCGACAAAAGGAAAAAGAAUUGAAUGAGAGCUUGAAUCAAUUCCUCGUCCCUAUAACCGUCACCGGAUUCGGAGGCCUGGAUAUUCAUUGCCUGCACCACACCAGCCGAAAUCCAAACGCCGUUCCUUUACUAUUCAUCCAUGGCUGGCCUGGAAGCUUUUUGGAAGCAACGAAGCUUAUUCCAUUGUUGACCCAAGGUGACGAGACUCACCCUGCGUUCCAUUUGGUGGCGCCCUCAUUGCCGAACUUUGGCUUCUCAUCUGCAGUAAAAAAGAAAGGGUUCGGCCUAGUUCAAUAUGCGGAAGCAAUGCACAAUGUCAUGCUGGCUUUGGGCUACAAAGAUUACGUUGUACAAGGCGGUGAUUGGGGUAGUAUCAUCGCUCGUGUCAUGGCUAACCGCUACUCCGACCACGUCAAGGCCGUUCACCUGAACUUCCUACCGGUGGCCCCGCCUUAUCCAUGGCGGAAUCCCUUAGUCUUUCUUCAAUCCCUCCUCACUAUUCCCUUUUCAUCAGCCGACAAGGCUCACUUGGCAGCUACCUCGGACUAUCUGGCACAAGGGAAUGCUUACCUGCGUCAGCAGGAGACUCGUCCGCAAACGCUAGGCUACGCCCUUCAUGACAGCCCUGUGGCGUUGCUCGCCUGGAUUUACGAUAAACUGCACUCAUGGGCCGAUAGCUACCCGUGGACAGACGAUGAGAUUCUCACUUGGGUGAGCAUUUACUGCUUUUCGGUAGCAGGACCCGCGGCGUCAGUCCGGAUCUACUACGAAGCGGCACGGAAUGAUUCUUCGUCUGCUGUACCCGGAUUGUCCACCGUUGAGGCGAUCUCGAAACCCACUCCCGGUAACGUUAAACUCGCGGUGGCUCAAUUUAAGAAAGAGUUAAUCCGAGUACCUAUGUCGUGGACCGGCCUGGCUGGUUCUGUCGUGAGAGCCAAGCAAUUUGACUGCGGUGGCCAUUUUGCAGCAUGGGAGGUACCGGAGCUCCUGGCCACCGACCUGAGAAAUUUCCUGGGAAGGAAUGGGCAGGCGUACAGAGCUGUAUCUGGAAAGGACGGAUACUGACCACCUACUUAGAUAUCGAAUGCAGAUUGAACGGAGUCCUAAAAGAGUUAGGUCGUACUCAGUAGAAGAUCGAGGCCCCAGGCAUAACGCGACAGAACUAGUAGGACGGUGAACCAGUAUGCAGAGAUGUAGAAGUCUAAUUCCCUGUAGUUCCGUCCUCCAUAUAUCCUCGCUGUGCUUUGCCUCGCCUUCAUCAAUGAUAUGUAACAUUAAGUGGAGACCUUAGACGCCGAAAGCUGUUCUCAACC